GUUAAAAGCUUGCGGAUUCGAUUAACGAUGUGCAGCAACUGGCAAUCAGUUUUGAUUUUGGCUUGCUUAAGUCAGUUGGGGGCAACCCAGGACCCUCUAAUUUUUCAAACAUUAGGAAACCCAUUGGCUAGCGCUGAGACAACGACACCAGGGCUGUUCUCCUCCACAACCUCUAACUUGGUACUGGUCAACAAUGUUAGAAUACCCGGAGCAAUCACUCCAUUCGUACCAGCUCCGCCUCCGACACAGGAAUUUCUGAACUGCUUUGGUAGCUGCCCCACUACUUCGCAGUAUAAUCCCAUUUGCGGGAGUAAUAUGCAGCUCUAUCUAAACGAGCAGAAAUUUAACUGCGCUCGUUUUUGUGGUGCUGACAUACAAAUAGUUCGACGAGGCAGUUGCGAAGGUCUAUUUGCGAUGACUCGCGGCUGAGAUAGACAUAACAUAUAUACUUGCCAGAGAUGAUUUCGUCAAACCAGCAUUUUAAUUUGGUGUUCCCAGUCCAUGGAAAUUGAUAAGAGCAAAGAGAGAUGACGAACUGUAAAUAGACGUUAUAUUAAUAUUAUUACUAACACAAAGAUGUACAACUAUAUAUACGUUUACUUCUGAAAAA
Messenger RNA from Drosophila elegans, 610 nucleotides. RefSeq lists its product as uncharacterized. The transcript has 3 exons. The coding region runs from base 28 to 429 and encodes 133 amino acids. The record is from RefSeq and is a predicted model, not a curated record. Lineage: Eukaryota; Metazoa; Arthropoda; Insecta; Diptera; Drosophilidae. Gene Ontology annotation, molecular function: serine-type endopeptidase inhibitor activity; protein binding.